Messenger RNA from Pseudocercospora fijiensis CIRAD86, 606 nucleotides. RefSeq lists its product as uncharacterized. The transcript has a single exon. Bases 1 to 606 code for a protein of 201 amino acids. The record is from RefSeq and is a predicted model, not a curated record. Lineage: Eukaryota; Fungi; Ascomycota; Dothideomycetes; Mycosphaerellales; Mycosphaerellaceae. Gene Ontology annotation, molecular function: protein binding.
AUGUCAGCACCUCCAGCUCCAGCUCCAGCUCCACCUUCAGCCGGCCAACGCGUCGCUCACACCCCCGAGCUUCUCGAAGAGAUCCUACUCCACCUCGACGACGGUAACAUCAAGCACCUCAAAUCCCUCCUGCAAAGCCAACGAGUCUCCCACCAAUUCCGUGCCACAAUCCAAGGAUCAGCAAAACUCUUACGCGCCCUCUUCCUCAACCCGACCCCAGGAAAACGCCGUUACUACACCCACAACCCCUUCUUCGGACAAAGCAGCUCGGAUUCUCGGUUUAACAUGGUUUUCCUCCCGAUCAGUGGCUGGUACAAUGUAAUCAGAGCGCAUGUGGAUUGCAGCGUGGUGGAGCGUAUAUUCGAUGGGACGGAUGAUGUCUGGGUUACGUUCAGGACUUUCGAUCCAGAUGAUGAGGUGCGAUCCUUGGAACGUGAAGAAUCGUGGAGGAAGAUGGUGUUGAUGGAUUCUGAUUAUUGCGUUACCACUGUGAAGGUGCACAAGUCUUCGUAUGGGUCUGGGAAACAUGUGUUUAAGGGUUAUUGGGGCAAUCCGACGUUUGGAGAGUUGUUCGAUGUUGCGUUCCCGAAGCCUUGGAAAGGAUGA